AUGAUAGGCACCAUCUUUUCAAUCCUCCUGACGAUAUUAAAAUUGUGUUUUGCCACCUCACCGAUAAUAGGUAUUAUCUUGAUAUUCGUGCUCAACAAAAAUAACGUCCCCGAUGACAAGAACAAAAAACCAGACUUUUAUUUCGAGGUAGAUUAA
This is a messenger RNA of Plasmodium knowlesi strain H, 156 nucleotides long. Its product is annotated as conserved Plasmodium protein, unknown function. NCBI's taxonomy places the organism in Eukaryota, Apicomplexa, Aconoidasida, Haemosporida, Plasmodiidae. Bases 1 to 156 code for a protein of 51 amino acids. The record is from RefSeq and is a predicted model, not a curated record. The transcript has a single exon.